This is a messenger RNA of Haliaeetus leucocephalus (bald eagle), 1335 nucleotides long. RefSeq names its product regulator of chromosome condensation 2 (gene RCC2). The transcript has 12 exons. The record is from RefSeq and is a predicted model, not a curated record. The coding region runs from base 1 to 1335 and encodes 444 amino acids. NCBI's taxonomy places the organism in Eukaryota, Metazoa, Chordata, Aves, Accipitriformes, Accipitridae.
AUGGCCGGAUCCAGGAUUGGGGAAGGCGAAGCAAGGCCAAGGUUAUCCAAGAAACUGGAGGGCUCCAAGUGCCGGGGGCAGCUCCUCAUCUUCGGAGCCACCAACUGGGACUUGAUCGGCCGCAAAGAAGUGCCUAAGCAGCAAGUUGCAUAUCGUAAUCUGGGCCAGAACUUGUGGGGGCCGCACAGGUACGGAUGUCUCUCAGGUAUUCAGGUGCGGAGCGUGGUUUCGGGACCCUGCGCUGCUCACAGCCUGCUCAUCACCGCCGAGGGCAAGCUCUGGAGCUGGGGUCGCAAUGAAAAAGGGCAAUUGGGCCACGGGGACACGAAGCGGGUGGAAGCCCCGAAGCUCAUCGAGGUGCUGGGGGGCGAAGCCAUCGUGCUGGCAGCCUGCGGCCGUAACCACACUCUGGCACUUACAGAAAGCGGCUCGGUGUUCGCCUUCGGGGAGAAUAAAAUGGGGCAGCUGGGGCUGGGGAACCAGACGGACGCCGUGCCCAGCCCUACGCAGAUCAUGUACAACGGGCAGCCCAUCACCAAACUGGCUUGCGGGGCCGAAUUCAGCAUGAUCAUGGAUUGCAAAGGAAACCUCUACUCCUUCGGGUGCCCUGAGUACGGGCAGCUGGGGCAUAAUUCGGAUGGGAAAUUCAUCGCCCGGGCGCAGCGGAUAGAGUACGACUGCGAGCUGGUGCCGCGCCGUGUGGCCAUCUUCAUCGAGAAGACCAAAGAUGGGCAGAUCCUGCCCGUCCCCAACGUGGUGGUGCGGGACGUGGCGUGCGGGGCCAACCACACGCUCGUCCUGGACUCGCAGAAGCGCGUUUUCUCCUGGGGAUUUGGGGGCUACGGGCGGCUGGGCCAUGCCGAGCAGAAGGACGAGAUGGUGCCGCGGCUGGUCAAGCUCUUCGACUUCCCGGGGCGCGGGGCGGCGCAGAUCUACGCCGGCUACACGUGCUCCUUCGCCGUCAGCGAGACAGGCGGCUUGUUUUUUUGGGGUGCCACCAACACCUCCCGGGAGUCCACCAUGUACCCCAAAGCCGUGCAGGACCUCUGCGGCUGGAAAAUCCGCAGCCUAGCCUGUGGGAAGAGCAGCAUCAUCGUGGCGGCAGAUGAGAGCACCAUCAGCUGGGGUCCCUCGCCCACCUUCGGGGAACUGGGCUACGGGGACCACAAGCCCAAAUCCUCAACAGCCGCCCAAGAGGUGAAGACCCUAGAUGGGAUCUACACGGAGCAGGUGGCCAUGGGCUAUGCCCACUCGCUGGUGAUCGCCCGCGACGAGACCGACACCGAAAAAGAGAAGCUCCGCAAGCUGCCCGAAUACAACCCCCGCACCAUCUGA